This is a messenger RNA of Melanaphis sacchari, 2256 nucleotides long. RefSeq lists its product as uncharacterized. The transcript has 8 exons. The record is from RefSeq and is a predicted model, not a curated record. The coding region runs from base 595 to 2199 and encodes 534 amino acids. Lineage: Eukaryota; Metazoa; Arthropoda; Insecta; Hemiptera; Aphididae.
GCUUGCACUCGGUAAUCGGUAACACCGCGAAAAUGCGCUUAUCGUUUGUUGAUGCAUUUCCUGAUACUGAUUUCCGUCUUCAGUCUUCACUCUUCACUUCUCAGUUAUCUGUUGAUGAUAUGUCGUGUGUCGCGUUGAGUUUGUUUGUUUUAUUACCAGUGGCACUGCAUUCGACUAGGUAUUUUUCAGUUAUUCACUAAAUUCACUUACAUGUUACUUUGCGUUUUUAAAUCAAAACAUUAGUAACCUAGCCGUGCGUACGGUAUUGCAUCGAAAACUAUCCGACGGUAGCGACCGCGAUGAUUGCCGUCUUUAUGACUAGAGGUUUCAAAAACCGAAAUUGUUUGUACCACAUCAUUCAAAACAAAUACAUUUGAAAAAUUACACGAUUGUGGUUUUGUUUUGAUUAUGUAUUUGAGUACAUGAUGGUCGUUCAAUUACAUUAAUGUGGUACAAAGCAUGCGAGAAAUCGUAUAUAUCAGUAUAUGUUAUACUAUUCAACAUGGUACAUCAAGACCCGAUCCUUUAAUUGUGUGUUCCGCAUGUCAAAUUACCAUUUACUAGCAUUCACUACUGCCAUAAUAGGAACAAGCUAUGACUAUGUAUCAACCAGUUAAAGAGUCAAUUCAGUUGGUGACAACACCAACAAAUCAUCCAAAAUCAGUGCUAAUAAAUAGUAAGAAUACCAAACUAGAGGAAUUCAUAAUGAAUAUUCAAAAUAUGUCACCAUUCAGAUUCAUUUUAUUUAUGAUUUCAAUUUUAUUUUGUUUUGCUGUCAUAAUUGGUGUUUUAUUUAUAGUACCAUGUGAAUGGUCUAACUGUAUUUCUUCAAAAAACAUUAAGUUGAUUUGGUCUGAUUCUGUUUUUAUUGAUAUAGAGUUAAAAGGCAAACCAAGUACAAUUGAGUUAAAUCAAAAACUUAUACAAUUGUUAUUUAUAGUAAGAGGAUCAAUUCUCAACAGCCAAAAUGUACCACCUAGAACAGAACGUUUACCAUCAAUUGGUGGGGGUCUUUUACAAAUAGAUACAGUUACUGGUAAAGAAAUGUGGCGUAAACGAUUAGAUUCAUUACCCGAUACAAUUGAUUGUACAUUAUUAAAUAAUCAGUUCAAAGAAAACAAGGAAGUAUAUUGCAUAGUAGGAGCAUCUAAUAGAAAUUUAUUAGCUGUUGUAUCCAGUAGUAAAAAUAAAGGUGAUCUUGUAUGGAAAAAAAAUCGACCAGAGUCAAACACUACUAAAUUAAAUAACAUCAAUGAUCCAGUAUAUAUGGAGUUUCCCGUUAUAAUACCUGAUUGUGAUUCUGAUGGUGUCAAUGAAAUGGCUUUUGUGCACCAUGAAAAUAAUAUGCCUACAUUAGAUAUUUUAUCUGGAAAAAGUGGAAACAAAUUAAUGAACAGUAUACGCAAUGAUAAUUGUACUAAAAUGACAGAUCUUAUUUUAAAUUAUGAUAUGUCCUUAGUCUAUUUUUGUCGUAAAAAUACUGUCAUAGAUCCUUUAGAAACGAUUCCAAUCAAAACUAUAUUAAAUUGCUCUCGUGAUUGGAUACCAGAUUUAGUUCAUCAAACCAAACGAGAACAUGAUCAAAUUGAAGAAAAUCAAUAUUUUAUUACACUUGGACCCUAUAAUCUUUGGAUUAAUAAUAGCUAUUAUGAUUGUCCGAUCAAUUGUACAACAGUUGUUAAUGUAACAAAUAAUUCUAAUGAAACAGUUUGGUCAAAGAAAAUUGAUGGUUCUUAUAUAAUGAAGCCAGUAAUAUUUGAAUUGCGCAACAAUAUAUCUGGAUUUGUUAUCAAAAUUUGGUCUUGGAAUAAUGAAACAAUUAAGAGUAAAAUCAAAUUUACUAACAUUGAAAAAGUUGAAUAUAUUCAAGAACAAGUUAUGGUAAUUACAUAUAAUUCAUCCAGACCAGAAGACUUCCACAUUAAAAACAUAAGUUCAAACAGAAUUUUACAAGUAUGUGAAAAUCAGUCAAACUGUCAGCCAAAAUUAGAAUAUCAAAAAUAUUCAUUAAAUGUGAUGGAUAUAGACAACGACGGUUACAGAGAAUUGGUUUCUGUAUUAGUUACAUAUAAAUUUAUCAAUGCUUUUAGCCAGCUCUAUUUGAAUGAUAAACACUCAUUACAGCUUAUAUCAAAAGUUAAUGUUUAUCAAUUAGAAAAUCAACUUAUUGGAAAUUUUGAAGAUGAAAUUUUUGUUUGAAUUGAAUUAUUGUAAACAUACAUAUUAUCUUGUCUACAGUUUUGUCUCCAUUGAAAA